This is a messenger RNA of Drosophila novamexicana, 3096 nucleotides long. Its product is annotated as retinoblastoma family protein. Gene Ontology annotation, molecular function: RNA polymerase II transcription regulatory region sequence-specific DNA binding. Bases 339 to 2780 code for a protein of 813 amino acids. Gene Ontology annotation, biological process: cell differentiation; regulation of transcription by RNA polymerase II; negative regulation of G1/S transition of mitotic cell cycle. Lineage: Eukaryota; Metazoa; Arthropoda; Insecta; Diptera; Drosophilidae. Gene Ontology annotation, cellular component: chromatin; nucleus; transcription regulator complex. The record is from RefSeq and is a predicted model, not a curated record. The transcript is spliced from 9 exons.
GUGCAUGCUUUACAAACAGCAGAUAUAGAAAUAAAGCUAAUAGAGAGCAAAAACAUAUCACUUAUUUCGUUAAAAUAAAUCACCGUGACACGAAAAAUCUAAAAAAUUCAAUGCGCCCGCUGCGCUGCGAAAAAGUAAAAAGUUUAUUCGUCGACGUUCUGUCUUUGUUGUUGUUGCUGCAGUCGCGCGCUCAUUUGCCAAGUUGAACCCGCGGCCGCGCCCGCUGCUGCUGCUGCCGUCAGCAGCAACGUUUAGUUCUAGCCAAAAAAGAAUUGUGAAAAAUUUGCAUUUGCAGUUGCAGUUGCGUUCAAGCUAAAGUCGAAAGCGGCAACAACAACAUGAGCAACGAUGUGCAAGAGCAGGAGGUCGGCGCUGAGGUGGUGACCAGCGCCGGCGCUCCAGUUGACGAUGGCCUGGAGACGAUGCGCUGUAAAUUUGAGAAUCUGUGCCGUGAUCUAAAUAUGGAUCGUCAAACCGAAGUCGAGGCCUUUAGGAUGCUCAACGAAGUGCAGGAGCAUUAUUCAUUGGAGGGGGACAACAUGCACUGGUUCUGCUGCGCUCUGUUCGCGGCCUGUCGUCAAUCGACAACGCCCACUGUGGGUGGCCAGGAUGCAGUCGUUAUGGGCAAUUGUGUGCCAUUGAACAAUUUGCUACGCAGCUGUCAAAUGAGCAUCUACGAGUUUAAGCAAAAGAUCAAACUAUGGUGCGAUAUGGCCAAUUUGCCGCAAGUAUUUGUACAGCAAAUGGAGGAGCUGGAGCGCAAGUUUAGCAUCACAUUCACAAUCUACAAGCGAUACAGAAAUAUUUUCGAGCAAUUGUUUAUCUGUCCGCCCAACGAGAAGAAACACUCGAGAAACAGCCCCAAAUGCACCUACUCUAAGCUGGAUAAUAUAUCUUGGCGUCUGUUUCUAUGCGCCAAGAAUCAGAAGCCAACGAGGACCCUUGAUCUGGUCACAACUUUCAAUCUAAUGAUAUGCUGUCUUGAUCUCAUAUACGCCAAUGUGCUGGCCGAGAAACGCAUUGAUCUCAUCAACCCGAACUUUAAGGGUCUGCCGCCGAAUUGGAACACGCCGGACUUUGACGAGACCCAUGCCCGCAAACAUUGUAUACUCGACUUCUUCUGCGAUAUGAAAGCCGAUGCCAAAGAAAUAAAGGCGAAGGGCUUCAUCGAGAUUAUUCACAGCUUCUUUCAGACGAACACAAUCGUAGGUAAUGAGGAUACGCUGCUCGGCCUGGUAGCCAAUAACAACUUUGAGCGAAAUCUGAAAUCUCUGAACUUAAGUUAUGAGCAGUAUGUGCUGAGUGUGGGGGAGUUUGACGAGCGUGUAUUGGCCGCCUACCAGCUGGACGCCAGCGAUCACAGCAAUCUAAACGAACAGGCGCUGCGUCAGCCAGUGACGCCCCUGACACGCAAACAGGAGCUACCCUCCCAGCCUGUUAUGUCCGAGCCAGUGGCCAAUGCCACCAACAAUGUGAAAAAGCUGAGCGCCUCCAUCAGUCGUAUAACCGAGCCCACCGAUUUUGUAAAACAGGUUGGCGAAGCAGCACUUGCGAAAAUGAUGAAAACUAUCGAGCAAAUGGAACUAAAGUUUCUCGCCCAGUAUCCGAUGGGCAGCGGGGCUGAGAAGAGAUUCCGUAUGGCAAAAUCACUUUACUACUACCUAAUGGAUCACAUACUCCGGGCUGAGAUUAAAAACAAGCCGCAGAUUGUACACAAGAUCUCAUUGGACAUCUUUAACGAGACGCUGAUGGCCUGCUGCUUAGAACUGGUGCUUGAGGCCUACAUCACGGAGAUCAAGUUCCCCUGGAUUCUGGAUUGUUUCAGUAUUAAUGCAUUCGAAUUUCACAAGAUCAUUGAAAUUGUUGUACGCCAUGGCAGUCGCGAGGGCUGCCUGACACGCAGCUUGGUGAAGCAUCUCAAUUCCAUUGAGGAGACGUGCCUAGAGCGUCUGGCCUGGCAACUCACCUCCCCAGUCUGGGAGAUGAUUGGCAAUACGGGCAAGCCGCUGCCCACCUUCACUGAAGUGAAUAAAGACAAAGCCGCUGGGCCACUGCAGAUAUUUCUGCGCAAGGUGUAUCUGCUCGGCUGGCUGCGUAUUGGGAAACUGUGCUCGGAACUAAAGUUGGCAGAGAAGAAGCCUGACAAGAUCUGGACCAUAUUCGAGCAUUCGAUAACACACAAGACUCAUCUAAUGCAAGAUCGCCAUCUCGACCAAAUUAUAAUGUGUGCAAUAUAUAUUUAUAUUAGAGUAACAAAAAUGGAGGAAACCAAAUUUAGUGACAUUAUGAGGGCCUAUCGCAACCAGCCGCAGGCGGUUAAUAGUGUCUAUCGCGAGGUGCUAAUUAGCGUCAAUGAUGGUGAACGCAAGUACAAAGAUAUUAUACACUUUUACAACUAUACGUAUGUACCCGAGAUGACGAAAUUCUGCAUUAAUUAUCUUGAUGAGAGUGCGGACAAUGUAAACCUACUGAUGUCGCCACAUCCCAUCGAACGCACAACGAUGCCUAAGAAGCUAAACCACUCGCUCUAUGUAACACAAAUGUCCAAGAAUGAGAUACAACAGUCGCCAGACCAGGUUGUCUACAUAAUCAGCGCCAGUCCGGCCAAGAAACUGGACGACAUGAACAAAAUAGUGCUUGGUUCCGGCAAGCGUGUGUUGGACUUUACCGAUGAUGACGGUCCGAAUUCCAUUGACACGAAGCGGCAAAGGCUCGAGCUGCCCUCGCGUCUCAGUCAAAUAAAGGCUGGCUUGGAUGAUCCCAAAAACGAACGAAAGUAGACAAAAACCAAGACAGGAACCUGGGGCGGGGAUAUAGAAUUUGUGAGUGGGCCAGGGGGACGGGGGGUUGAGUUUUCAUUCUGAUUGCCGCAACAGUCGAUGCGCAUCCGGGUCGACAUGAAGGCACACAGAAUAUGAAAUUCAUGCUGGAGGCAUAUGCAAUGUUAUUUUAAUUGACAGCGGCGAGCGCUUAUCAUUUUACUUAUUGUUUAAUUUUCCCUUGUUUUUUUUAUCAUUAGUCUGCCAUUUUAAUUUAAUAACCUGUGCAUCUUUUUAUAUUUUUUUAAUGCAAGUCAACCAUAUAUGCAUACUACCU